GCAGAUUAUUGUUAGAUGGUUGACACUCCGAGAACACUGAGAGCCCUUUCUGGCCUUCUCCACCAGUUCUUUUCUUAAUCUCCGCUUCACCUCUUCCCUUCUCCCUCAACCAACCCAGAACAGACUCUACGCAAUGACGAUGGAUUAAUAUCCCUUCCAUGCUGGUGAGAAUGUGAAGGCAGCUUAUAUUUGUUUAUUCAUAUACAUUUCCUUCCAUCUCAGCCAGAGCCUGCAGCAAGGGGUGAAAAAAAGAGAGAACAAUGCCCCACACCCCGCAGUCCCGGAAGAAAAAGGGAAUCAAAUCGCAGAAGCGCAUCGCAGUCACCGACAACGAUGGCUGGACUCAUGUCACAACGGGCGGAAACCUCAAGAGAACCCUAUGGAAGGCUGCCGCCGCCGCAACUCGUGACAACGACGACGAACAAUCACCGGCGCAGUUGCUGCCCGCGGAAGCUCCGAGAGGCUUAACCAUCGACGAAUUGAAGAACCAAUACCUAACCUUCCGGGAGAAAUGGGAAAGCUCGACAUCUUGGCAUGCCGUGAGAGAUUCAUUGAGGGCCAUUGCUAGUGCUUCCGCUGCUGCUUCUGCGUUAUCGUCGCCGUCCGUACGACCCGAUGUGAUCACGACCACGACCACGAUCAAUAUCAUAUGUCUCGGUCUUGGGAGCCCCAGCGGCUUUCUUCGCGGCGGAUGGGUGGAUCGAAGAAACGUAUCGAUGUACCAACUUGCUGCGCUGACGAGUAUACUGAACUUUUUCGAUUCUCAUUCUGAGGUCAUCCCCAGAGUCUACGCCCAGGACCCCGUCUUCAACACCCUGGACAAGUCGCUCCUUGACUCCCUCGGAAUCACGGUAAUCGAGCACCCCACGGCCUUCGAUAUGGUCAGAGACCAGCGCGAGAACGAGAACGAACGCGUCUUCCUCUUCUGUCCUGGAGCGGAGAGAAUACAUAUUGAGAAGCUAUUGUCUUUAUCUCGGUUGUCCUCAUGGCCCUCCGGGCCGGAUGUGCUGUUUGGAGGUCCCUUGGAAGAGCACGAUGAUUCGGAGCUCUUGACCACGUUCUUGGAUACGAGGGACUCAGCUCGGAUCCCUGUUUUUGAGCCGUGUGAGCAUGCAUUUUGGAAUAUGCGGCUUUAUUGGAUAAGGGAUUUGUAA
This is a messenger RNA of Monascus purpureus, 1154 nucleotides long. Lineage: Eukaryota; Fungi; Ascomycota; Eurotiomycetes; Eurotiales; Aspergillaceae. The record is from the annotation of a GenBank genome assembly.